Messenger RNA from Acipenser ruthenus (sterlet), 2735 nucleotides. Its product is annotated as zinc finger and SCAN domain-containing protein 2-like. Gene Ontology annotation, molecular function: DNA-binding transcription factor activity, RNA polymerase II-specific; RNA polymerase II cis-regulatory region sequence-specific DNA binding. Gene Ontology annotation, cellular component: nucleus. Gene Ontology annotation, biological process: central nervous system development; regulation of transcription by RNA polymerase II. The transcript has 3 exons. NCBI's taxonomy places the organism in Eukaryota, Metazoa, Chordata, Actinopteri, Acipenseriformes, Acipenseridae. The record is from RefSeq and is a predicted model, not a curated record. The coding region runs from base 236 to 1516 and encodes 426 amino acids.
AUCAGCUUCGCAAUCCGGUUUCGGAAUGUGUUACCGCAGCCAAUGACGAGCGACGGUUUCAGCCAGUCACGCCCACCACCGUUGCCAUCGAGCAGAGAAGAGAUGUUUUUGUUGUGCGUCGAUACUUACAGCUUCAGAAAAGACGCCGGUUUUUUUUCGUAUUAAGUUUACUGGGCGAGAGAGCGUAUCAACAGAUAUUAAAUUAAUUAUCUCGCCUGACCAGUCUCCUAAGAUAAUGGACGUCAGCGUCUCCGUGUCGUUCUUUCAAGACGAGCUCGCCUCUACCAUCGAGCACGCAGUGAAAGCGGCUGUAGACACCGUCUUGUGCCAAAUCACAAAAGUUGUCGGCGGCAAAUUCACUGAAUUCCAAAUGGAAAUGGCUGGAAAGGAGAAAGAGAAUGAAAGUCUGAAGCUGAGAUUGGAAAUAUCAGAGAGCGAGUUGAAAGCGAUGCGUCUGUGCGUCAGCGCUGCGGAUGCAAACAUCAAACAAGCCCUGGGAAACAUGAACACGGACUGCAAUGAACAAGACCAUCCGAGGAUUGAGAGCCAGAGGUUAUUCAACAGAGUUAAAGAUUCCAGAGAGAGACGCUCUUUGCUUGAAUCCGAGUCGGGACUCGAGGAAGGGUGUGUUUACACCCCACAGGAGGGCUUGCAUCAGGAUUGGGGUGUUUCUCAAAUGCGUGCCGCGGAUCUGACGUCUGUCGAGAGUGAAGCGGUCAAAGAGGAGAACCCGGAACUGGACUUUAUCGUCAUCAAAGAGGAGACCCCAGAAGUGGAAUACAUCUCCAUCACGGGAGAGGUUUCUACAGAGAGGGACUUCCACGAAUUACAGGAGAGCAGCCUCUGUGAGGAUCCUGAACUGAUCUGCAUGAAACCCAAUCAGCCUGUCUCUGAAGACACUGGUUCUAGUGUUGGAGAAGAGGGCACUGUGCUGGGGUCCAUUCAGAGGAAACAUCACCCCCCUCAGGAAAGAGCUGCAGAUGGAAAGGAGGAAGGAGCGAUGCCGUCCACGAGCAGCACAGCAUAUGGGAGCAGUGAGGAAGCACCAGCGGAUCCACACGGGAGAGAAGCCCUAUCAAUGCACGGAGUGUGGGAAGAGCUUCAACGAGCUGGGGAACCUGCGCAAGCACCAGCGGAUCCACGCGGGGGUCAAACCCUACCACUGCACCGUGUGCGGACGCAGGUUCGUGCAGUCCGAGCACCUGAAGAAGCACAGGAGGACCCACACGGGAGAGAAGCCCCAUCGCUGCCCGCGGUGCUGGCAGGGCUUCGCGGACUUGCACAGGCUGAAGAGCCACCAGUGCAGCCUGACCAGCGCGUGAGAGCAAGCGAGCAAGCGUUUGCUCCACACCAGAUGAAAAAGGGGCUAGUUUUUUUAGUUCGCUUGAGAUUUGGAACCUCUUGGAAUGAACUCUCUUGUCCGACAACCUCCACAGAAUUUUACUGGACUGUUCUACUUUCUACCCAGUUCAAGAUGGGGCUUUUUUUCCACUCAAAACAUCCUGAAAUGUUUUAAUUUGUGUACACUACCUCCUUCUAUAUAUAUUAUUAUUUAUUUGUUUAUUUAGCAGACGCCUUUAUCCAAGGCGACUUACAGAGACUAGGGUGUGUGAACUAUGCAUCAGCUGCAGAGUCACUUACAACUACGUCUCACCCGAAAGACGGAGCACAAGGAGGUUCAGUGACUUGCUCAGGGUCACACAAUGAAUUGAGGUGGGAUUUGAACCGGGGACCUCCUGGUUACAAGCCCCUUUUCUUUACCCACUGGCCCACACAGCCUCCUCUAUAUCAUUACACAUACAGCAGUGUGCAACCACGUUGCUGCCGUAGACUUGAUUUGUCGUGCUGAUGAAAUCGAGCCGCUGGGACCGAGCAUCUGGGGAAAGAGGUGGUCUCUGUGUGAAGACGUGUCUCCUGCCCUCUGUCCUGAGUCUCCACUUCAUGUCCUCACUGUGUGUCUCUGCUCCUAGUUCCUGUGUUUUAAAAUGUAGAAAGCAUUGCCCUGAAAUCGCGUUGUGUUCUCUGUACGCCUUACAUUAUACACAGAUAGAAAUCUAUACAGGACAGUAGAGCUAUCGAAUAGAUCAUGGUGCCUCAUUAACAUCCCAUGAUACUGCGUGGCACCUUCCAUAUGCUGCACACACUUCACAGAAAUGAAUCCGUCUUCAAUAUGCAGUUUGUGGAAGCUUCCCUCUUCAGUCGAUCGACGAGGAGUGGAGUUGACAUCUCCUGCGUUUCAUUUUCACAGGUCUACAGCGCUGGCUGACCAAAAGUUUAGCAUCGCCUAGAAUUUUAGGAUUGAAACGUAAUUAGAAUAUAUAUACAUGAACAUAAUUUAGAUCUUUAUUUUCAACAUCAUGUCAUCAAAGGAAACCGGGUAAUAGUAUUUCAUUUUAGAUUUUGAAGUGUCACAUGUUAACGGGACAUGAGUCAGCGGGUUCCACUGGACUUUCUGAAGCAGAAUGAGUUCAUUCUAGGAGUUAGCUCCUAGGUUCGGUUCUGUCUAUUCUCCUCCUGUCUUUGGUCAAUAUAACAUGUUUGGUUUUUUUUCACAGAGACCUAGCGUCACACUGCAUUGCUUUUUAACGGGCGGGUAUGUGCUGUUUCCGACACAGCCAAGUGUCCGUCAUAGCGAUGUCUGUAUUAUCGAAAAUAGCGAGAGAGAAAAUAACUAUGCUGGUGCUAAAGUGUUUAAUUGUAUAUCGUUUCUGUUUUAAUAAAGACAUUUACACACA